GGAAUUUGAAUACUGCCUGAUAUUGCGUGUAUGUUAUUAUAGUUUUAAAGGGAUACGAAAGAAGUUUUUUUUUCUCGGAAAAACAUAUUUCGCACCUAAUAUAACCAUCAACAGGCUAACAAAAUGGCAGACACUAUAACACCAACUAUAUCAUUAGCACUAUAUCGUUAUCUGUGUCAACAUAUAGUAGGAACAGAAGAUCAUGUUAAACGAAUCAGAAUGAUGAACGCUGUUAAGGAUCGUAUGGACAGUACCAAAAAUAUAACAUUUAUAACAAGUGGAAGCUUUGGAGAAGGACUUCAGAUGCGAGGCAGUGAUUUAGACGUAAUGUAUCUAGAUACAAGGUUCGAGGUUUUCGAAGAUGUAAAACCUCGCUUUAAUCCAAAUAAAAUAUAUUUUUCAAUGGAAAGAGACGAUGUAAAACCUGGUUAUACUCAGUUAAGACUGGAAUAUAUCACAAGUCAGCAUAAUGGGGAAAAUUAUUAUUCGAGUGCAUUAUAUAAACAACAUUUCAUUUUUGAUGAAGGUUUAACGAUUCAUGGACCGUGUAUAACUGACGAAUACGAACAAACGGACACUGCAUUUUGUUUUCAUUGUAAAACAUGGGUAUCAACUGCAGUACAAUGGAUAACAAGGUCAAGUAACGCAUGGCCGAGCCAUAAUGUCAAAGAAAAUGUUAUAAAACACGGAGUAAUUUUGGUACCGAUCGGAGUAAAGGGGUCACCAAAAGAAGAUCUAGAAUGGCGAGUGUCUUUUUCAGUUGGCGAAAAACUUUUGAUAAAUACCUUUACACACACUCAAUUACUGUGCUAUGUUCUUUUAAAAAUUAUUUUGAAAGAUGUAAUAGCUACUUACUCUGAUUGUAAAGAUUUACUUUGUUCUUAUUUCAUGAAAACAAUAAUUUUCUGGAUAUCUGAAGAACUGCCACAAUACGUAUGGAAACCUGAUAAUUUUAUACCUUGUUUUAUGCGAUGUUUCAGUAGGCUGGUUUAUUGUGUUGAACACUCAGUUUGCUUGCAUUACUUCAUUCCAGAGAACAACAUGUUCGAGAACAAAAUAGAGGGUCGCGGUCGUAAAAUACUUUUAGAAAAAUUGUAUAUGUUGUAUAGCUAUGGAUGGCGAUGCAUCUUAUUUUCAGAUCAAAUAUCUAACUUUCAUGGAAGCAGGUGGACUUUCCACAUCGAAACACAUAAAUUAUAUGUAAAUGACGUUGAGAAAAUACUAGACUCGAACUUUUUGUUUUUAGCAAAUUUUGCCUUUAAAACUCGUACUGUAAACUUGGAAUCGAUACUCAAGAACGGAAUAUUACAGAUCAUGAUGUGUCCACAAUCUUCAAUAAAAGAUUUAUAUAAGCACUACAUGUCAAUGUGUUUUAGUGCACGUGCUCAGAUUAUACCACUGGAGAGUACAUUCAGCAAUAAUAAAUAUCGAUACAAACAAUACAAAUCCUGUCUUAGUACUCUGCUACUAAAUGUCUAUCACGACGCCGUAUCUGGAUGGCUGAUGGUAGCCUCCCUUUUCUAUAAAACAAAACAAUACAGAAAAGCUUUACACAUCAUCGGAUAUUCUAUAUCAAAAUGUACUCCAGAAAAACUGCACCACCACAUGACUAUGGCUGAUAUCCAUUACAAAUGGUUAAAACUGCAAUCAUUCCAGAGAAAGAGUUUAGUUUACCUACAAAAAAAUAUGCUUGUAGAUUUUGUUUCAUUUGUAAUGAAUUCAACGAUAAUUCCAGAUGAACUUGGAAUGGAAGAAUCGAUGUUUCCAUCUACAGCAUAUGCUUAUUUCCUUAAUUGUCUUUGUCAUUAUCAUAUCAAUAAUGUUAGACAAUGUCAGGAUUCCCUUCAAUAUUUACAACUGACUAUAGAAGAAAAACAUUUAAUGCCACAAAUUUUGUUACGAGCAGAAGCUUACAAUUUGUUAGGAAUUGCUUUACAGCUAUUAGGCGACACUGAUUCCGCACGGCAAGCAUUCUUACAAUCUGCUGAAUUAUGCUAGCACCAAUUGGAAAAUUAUGCCUUCGGGACGCUUUUGUUUAUGAGUUAUUUCUGACAUCGCAUUCGGGUGAAUUAUCGAAGUUAUGACGUUUAUGUAUUUUGUCUAGUUUUCAAAGUUCUAUGUAUGCAAAUAGGUUCAAUAUAUGUCUGUAACUUGAACAAAAGUGAUAUAAGAUAGAGCUACAUACAUGUAACCACAUAAUAAAGAAAUCUCAGAACUAUA
Messenger RNA from Mytilus californianus (California mussel), 2220 nucleotides. RefSeq lists its product as uncharacterized. Lineage: Eukaryota; Metazoa; Mollusca; Bivalvia; Mytilida; Mytilidae. The record is from RefSeq and is a predicted model, not a curated record. The transcript is spliced from 2 exons. Gene Ontology annotation, molecular function: protein binding. Bases 124 to 1998 code for a protein of 624 amino acids.